ACCCCACAUACUUAAAGUCAGAUGUACUUAAAUGGGAUAAUACUGUCUCAUAUUGUCCAGUGGUAGACAUAGUCCAUAUUGAUAACUAACAUACAUAAGUACUACCUUUGGUGUUGGGUUGAUUGGCAGUGGUACAUAAACCAGGUGCAUGUUUUGUGGUCUGGGUUGCCGACCACAGUCUGUUAGGCUGAAAGAGAUAUAUGAAGACUGGCAUGACCUUCAGCUCAGCAGACCUUCUGCCACCUAUUUCUCUGAUGAUAAGUCUCUCCCUGAAGAUAGUUUGCAUAUAAGCCUUUUGUUAUCAAUACGUUUUAAUCUUAUCCAUGUACCAAGGUGUGCUAUUCAGAGUUCUGCCUCUGGAACUUGACUGUGCACAUUUCUUCUCAGUAGAUUUCAGGAAGCACUGUGAGAAGUCUGAAUCCUGUACCAUACAAGCAGAACGGGAGCAAGAUUCUGGAUGGUCACCUGCUGUCUUGGGAUGUGGCAGCUCUUCUGAGUGGUGGAUUCAGGGAAUAUGGCCAAACGAAGCUUCUCCGCGUUGGAGGCAUUCCUCAUUUUCCUCCUUGUAAUGAUGACUGCCAUUACCGUGGCCCUUCUCAGCCUCUUGUUUAUCACCAGUGGCACCAUUGAAAACAACAAAGACUCAGGAAACGUGGACUUUUCAACCACCCAGAGCCCUCCAGGCACACAGGGCCCUGCAGCCACACAGUCUGCUCCUGUGACCUGCACCCCAGAGCCACCUCUGCCUCAGAACUUCAGUGGCUACCUUGUUGGGGCAGGGCGUGCUGACUGCACAGGACAAGUGGCAGACAUCAAUUUGAUGGGCUACAGCAAAAGCGGCCAGAAUGCACAGGGCGUACUCACGAGGCUAUACAGUCGGGCUUUCAUCGUGGCAGAAUCUGAUGGGUCAAAUCGAGUCGUGUUUGUCAGCAUUGAGAUAGGCAUGGUAUCUCAACGACUCAGGUUGGAGGUCCUGAACAGAUUACAAAGCAAAUAUGGUUCCCUGUACAGAAGGGACAACGUUAUCUUGAGUGGCACCCAUACACACUCAGGUCCAGCCGGCUAUUUCCAGUACACUGUAUUUGUCAUCGCCAGUGAGGGAUUUAGCAAUCGAACUUUUGAGUACAUGGUCAAUGGCAUUGUGAAGAGCAUUGAGAUAGCACAUGAAAAUUUGAAACCAGGCAAAAUCUUUAUCAACAAAGGAAUAGUGGAUGGUGCACAGAUCAAUCGAAGCCCUUAUUCUUAUCUUCAGAAUCCACAGUCAGAGAGAGCAAGGUAUUCUUCAAAUACAGACAAAGAAAUGGUAGUCUUGAAAAUGGUGGAUUUGGAUGGUGAUGACUUGGGCCUUAUCAGCUGGUUUGCCAUCCAUCCUGUCAGCAUGAACAACAGCAACCAUCUUGUAAAUAGUGACAAUGUGGGCUAUGCAGCUUACCUUUUUGAGCAAGAAAAGAACACAGGAUAUCUACCUGGAGAGGGACCAUAUGUAGCAGCGUUUGCUUCAUCGAACCUAGGAGAUGUGUCCCCCAAUAUUCUUGGCCCCCGUUGCAUCAACACGGGAGAAUCUUGUGAUAAUGCCAAUAGUUCUUGUCCCAUUGGUGGGUCUAAUAUGUGCAUGGCAGCAGGACCUGGACAGGAUAUGCUUGACAGCACACAGAUUAUAGGACGCAUCAUAUACCAGAGAGCGAAGGAGCUGUAUGCCUCUGCCUCUCAGGAGCUGACAGGAGCUCUGGGGUCAGCUCACCAGUGGGUCAAUAUGACAGAUGUGACCGUCUGGCUCAAUUCCACACAUGCGGUAAAAACAUGUAAACCAGCACUGGGCUACAGUUUUGCAGCUGGCACAAUUGAUGGAGUUGGAGGUCUCAAUUUUACACAGGGAAUGACAGAAGGGGAUCCCUUUUGGGACACCAUUCGAGAUGAGCUCCUAGGCAAGCCAUCUGAAGAACUCAAAGAAUGUCAUAAACCAAAGCCGAUCCUUCUUCCUACAGGAGAGCUCUCACGACCUCAUCCCUGGCAUCCAGAGAUUGUUGAUGUUCAGAUUAUUACUAUUGGGUCCUUGGCUGUCACUGCCAUCCCUGGGGAGUUUACAACCAUGUCUGGACGAAGACUUCGAGAGGCAGUUCAAGCAGAAUUUGCAACUUAUGGGAUGAGGAAUAUGACUGUUACUGUUUCAGGUCUAUGCAAUGUUUAUACACAUUAUAUUACCACAUAUGAAGAAUACCAGGCUCAGCGAUAUGAGGCAGCAUCUACAAUUUAUGGACCACAUAGUCUUUCUGCUUACAUCCAGCUGUUCAGAGGCCUUGCUAAGGCCAUUGCUACGGACACAGUAGCCAAUCUGAGCAAAGGCCCAGAGCCUCCAUUUUUCAGUCAGUUGAUACUCCCAUUAAUUCCUAAUAUUGCGGACAGAACACCAUUAGGCAGAAAUUUUGGGGAUGUCCUGGAGCCCGUGAAACCUGAAUACCGAGUGGGAGAAGUUGUUGAAGUUGUUUUUGUAGGUGCUAACCCAAAGAAUUCAGCAGAAAACCAGACUCAUUCGACUUUCCUCGCUGUGGAGAAGUAUGAAGACGAUUCAGCCACAUGGCGGGUGGUGCAUAAUGAUGCUUCGUGGGAAACUCGUUUUUAUUGGCACAAGGGAUUACUGGGCCUGAGCAAUGUGACAAUAGAAUGGCAUAUUCCAGACACUGCGCAGCCUGGAAUCUACAGAAUAAAAUACUUUGGAAACAAUCGGAAGCAGGAACUUCUGCAGCCCGCAGUUAUACUUUCCUUUGAAGGAACUUCAUCUGCUUUUGAAGUUGUAACUACUUAUUGGAAAGUUGACACAUCAUUUAAAGGGUAGCUUUAAUCUGUAUGUGCUGUCUAACUGAUCCCAUGUGAACAUGAGCCACUGGGUUCUAUAAUCGUUCCUGUUUAGGGACAGAUAAAAAUUGCUAAUGGAACAGGAUGGGGGUUUAUAGGAAGGGGGGAGAAGAAAACAGGAGACUAAUGGGAGAGGGACAGGGAGAGAAGAGUCCUGUUGUCCCAUUUGAUUUCUUGCCUGGCAGCCUUGCACUCCAUGUCCUACAAGCGAACACAUGGUUUGUCUUGAAGCCUUGUGAUUGUUUGAAGAACAAUUCCCUUAGUUAGAAACUGUUGGUGAGAGAAUUCAAAGCUGUGUGAACAAUAUUGAACCUAUUUAGUUAGAGAUUAUUGGAUGUUCACACUAGAAAUAUUUAUAACAAUUGUCUACUUUGAUCCUUUAUUUUACAACCAGGAAAUAUGAGGUUUGUGGACUUAAAAUUACAAUAAUAUUCUAGGACCUAUUCUCCCAAUUGCAUUUGAGAAAUACAUAGAUCAAUUAGAGAAGCAGAAAAUUAGCAUGCCAGUUUUUCUGUAUUCAAAUAAGCAUGAUUCAAAGCAGAAACCCUGGUGUUGACUACCCUGGUUUAGGGUUCUUAAUUCUCAAUCAUUUCUGAAAUUGUCCUCAGAGAACAAUUAUGAAAAAGUCAGACUUGGAAUGUUUUGGUCAUGCCUUGUGUUUCCUUAAGUGUCCUUAUCCCACUAGAUUGUGUCCCUUAUUCCCUGGACUUACUCGAAGUGAUUUUUUCACUAUUUUCAUAAAUCAGGUUCCUCUAAAGCCAUGAAGCUAUUCUGUUAGUGCUGACAUUUAAGUGAAAGUGUUAUUGGCUGGGGAAGGCAGUCCACAACAUGGAGGUUCUAAAUGAAUUUUUCUCCUCUCUCAUCACUGAUUCAUUCGUUCAUUUAUGGAUUAUUCAGUCAUAGGAUAUUGAUUUAGACUUACAUACCAAAUAUUACACUAGUGCCUGGGUCUUGGUAGGCAUUGGGAUUUGUGCAUUGGAUAAAAGCAACUCAAAAGUAACUACUCUGAUGGAGAAGCUUCACUUUCUUAUAAGAAUUCUGGAGAGAAAUUUAAAAAUGAGUAAUGUGCAAGUCAUAUCUUGUUUAGCAUCUGUGUUGGAGAUUCUAAUUUGAAGGGAAAGAGGCUCUGAACAGUUUAUCAAACACUGUCUUCAAAAUAUGUGUCAGCCUUGUAUAUUAUAUCCAACCUAAUGUGCCAAAGAAUGAAAUAUGACAAUCUGACUGUCUCUCCAAAGUUAUCUGUUAGUUAGAAAUUCUCAGCCUGAGAAGUUCAACUUCUUAACUCCAAGUCACAUUUUGUAUGAGUGUAAAAGCUUUAAUAUUUUAAGGAAAAAUUAACCUUUACUUAAAAAACUGUAAGGGUUGAAAUGAUAGUGACAAUAAUAAUGACAAUACUAACAUUAAUUUGGGGUUUGGUUUAAUUGUAUCUUGAAUUAGAAUGAACCUGAACCUUGGACAUGUUUUGAUGAAUCAGUACUGUACCGACUAUUUCUAUGCAAAUUAACUGCUAUGGAAUCAGCUAAUCAUGCUUUCUAGGAGUUGUGAUUAGUUUGCCUAAUGAUACUACCAGCUUUAAAAGGUUCAGAGACCUGCAAGAGCUAGUAUUUCUGAAAAAUGGUUCACCUAGACAGAAAAGAACUUAUGGAAUGGUCUUGAAAAAAGUAUUUCUCAUGAAUAACAAGAGUUUAUGAAAUACUUUCACCGCCUUCAUUCCUCCUGUUGAGGCUUUCCUUUCUGCCCAAGAUGUUCACUGAAUCUAGAUCAAGGCAACAGUGAUGUCAGCCACUGAUCUUGCUGCACCCUAACUCGUCCUACUGUGACCCACAGAACCGUCUGCCUCCUGCUGAUCCUUCGCACCUUCCUAUACCCUACUGAUCUUUCCACACUCUGUUGUUCACUUUUGAUCUUCCUGUACCUUAAUGCAUCUCCUGAUCCUUAUGUAUUCUGUUGUACCCACUGGUCCUUCUGACCCAGUCGUCUCUCAACCAUACUGUGAGUCUUAAAAAGCCUAAGAAUCUGUUGUCUAUCUGGCUGUCACCUCUUUUAGACCGUAAAGUUAUUAUUUUUUUUCAUCAGAGUAAAGCCAAACCCAUCCAUUGCAGAUGCUUGAGCAUAAAAGAAGGCUGCAGAUCAACUGAUUUCAUGUAUUAAUUAAAAAUUCAAAUUAAAAAUCACUUUGUAUCUUUAAUUGCUGCCGGAGAGAGACACAUUGGAGCCAAACCGCAAAGAAACUACUUAAAUUGGCGGAUUAGGUGAAAAGCAACCAAUAGGUUGGGUUGGUGCGAGAACUCUGAAUAUUUUAGAGCACAUAAUGUUUCUCAUAGUAGAGUUUUAUUUAUUUGUUUUUUUUUUUGGUCUCUUGCUUGAUUUGGUGUUAAGAUUGCUGUGACUUCUUCAAAUGGAACUGCUGUUUCCACUUCUAGAUUAAUAUUUUUAAAUGAAUAUUAUGCAACAUUGUCACUAUCAGAAUAUUUAGCAAUAAAUUAAGAAUUAUACUUAA
Molecule: messenger RNA, 5353 nt
Organism: Ochotona curzoniae (black-lipped pika)
Lineage: Eukaryota; Metazoa; Chordata; Mammalia; Lagomorpha; Ochotonidae
Gene: ASAH2
Product: N-acylsphingosine amidohydrolase 2
Exons: 21
Coding region: 515-2833 (772 amino acids)
Biological process (GO): ceramide catabolic process; sphingosine biosynthetic process; long-chain fatty acid biosynthetic process
Cellular component (GO): extracellular region
Molecular function (GO): N-acylsphingosine amidohydrolase activity
Source: RefSeq, a predicted model, not a curated record